Molecule: messenger RNA, 1958 nt
Organism: Castor canadensis (American beaver)
Lineage: Eukaryota; Metazoa; Chordata; Mammalia; Rodentia; Castoridae
Source: RefSeq, a predicted model, not a curated record
UCGUUGCCUUCGUUUUUUUCUUUUUCUUGUUGAACGUUUGGAGAGGGGAAGUCGGGGCAGGAGGAAGAGCUGCCCACAAGAGGGACAAGGGGGGCAAGGGCUUCUCGGCGCCGGGUUCAUGAUGGACGUGGCGGACCCGCAGCAACUGGGCAUGUUCACGGAGGGCGAGUUGAUGUCUGUGGGCAUGGACACCUUCAUCCAUCGCAUCGACUCCACCGAGGUCAUCUACCAGCCCCGCCGCAAGCGGGCCAAACUCAUCGGCAAGUAUCUGAUGGGCGACCUGCUUGGGGAGGGCUCCUACGGCAAGGUGAAGGAGGUGCUGGACUCGGAGACUCUGUGCAGGAGAGCGGUCAAAAUCCUUAAGAAGAAGAAAUUGCGGCGGAUCCCCAACGGGGAGGCCAACGUGAAGAAGGAGAUCCAGCUACUGAGGCGGCUGCGGCAUAGAAAUGUCAUCCAGCUGGUGGAUGUGCUGUACAACGAGGAGAAGCAAAAGAUGUAUAUGGUAAUGGAGUACUGUGUGUGUGGCAUGCAAGAGAUGCUGGAUAGUGUGCCUGAGAAGCGGUUCCCUGUGUGCCAGGCCCACGGGUACUUCUGCCAGCUCAUCGAUGGCCUGGAAUACCUGCACAGCCAGGGCAUCGUGCACAAGGAUAUCAAGCCUGGCAACCUGCUGCUCACCACUAGCGGCACGCUCAAGAUUUCCGACCUGGGUGUUGCUGAGGCCCUACACCCGUUUGCUGUGGACGACACCUGCCGGACUAGCCAGGGCUCCCCAGCGUUCCAGCCGCCUGAGAUUGCCAAUGGCCUGGACACCUUCUCUGGUUUCAAGGUGGACAUCUGGUCAGCUGGAGUCACGCUCUACAACAUCACAACGGGCCUGUACCCGUUCGAGGGGGACAACAUCUACAAGCUGUUUGAGAACAUCGGGAAGGGGGACUUCACGAUCCCUGGUGACUGCGGCCCCCCGCUCUCCGACCUGCUCAAAGGGAUGCUGGAGUAUGAGCCGGCCAAGAGGUUCUCCAUACGGCAGAUCAGGCAGCACAGUUGGUUCCGGAAGAAACACCCUUUGGCUGAGGUACUGGUGCCCAUCCCACCAAGCCCGGACACCAAGGACCGGUGGCGCAGUAUGACAGUGGUGCCAUACCUGGAGGACCUACAUGGCCGUGCUGAGGAAGAGGAUGAGGACCUCUUCGACAUCGAGGAUGGCAUCAUCUAUACCCAGGACUUCACUGUGCCUGGUCCUGGAGGAGGAGGCCAGUCAGAAUGGACAGAGCUAUGGCCUGCCCAAGGCUGUAUGCAUGAAUGGCACAGAAUCAGCACAGCUGAGCAGCAAGUCGAAGACAGAAUGCCGGGCUGGUGCCACCCACCCUGCCCGCAAGGCCUGCGCCAGCAGCAAGAUCCGCCGGCUGUCAGCCUGCAAGCAGCAGUGAGAGUAUCUCCUGCAGCCUGUCACCAGGACCCUCAGCCAGGUACCACGAUCCAGGCCCUCCUCAGUCUUCCUGCAGGUUCCCAGCCCAUCACCCACCAGGGAAAGUGGCUGCCAUGUCUCUAUGCUGAGUGCUCAGGACGUCAGGAGCACAAUGGCCGGGCAGGGGGUCAGCAGGGACCUGGGCCCAGCCUUCCCCUGGGCUGUCUGCACACAGCAGCACUGGACAGUGGACAGGACUUCACCCUGCAGUCCUGUGAGGAGCCUUCCCCAGUCUGGGGAGGGAGAGGCCUGGCCUCCGAGACGCACUUUAUGUUUAGACUACUGGCUCUCCGUCGCCCCCAUGGUGGUUUUCACUGCUGUGUUAGGGCCUCCCACACCUGCUGAUGUGUGGGGAUGCUCGGCCACAGAAGGCCGGAGACCAGACUUCCUGUCAACCGCCUUGCAUGCAGAAUUGCCCGAGGGAGCCUCGGCUGCCUUGUUUUUGUUGUUUGGUUGGUUCCUUUCUUUUUUCUAAUAAAACAGGUGGAUUUGA